This is a messenger RNA of Micropterus dolomieu (smallmouth bass), 591 nucleotides long. It is a transcript of the gene ndufb7, whose product is annotated as NADH:ubiquinone oxidoreductase subunit B7. The record is from RefSeq and is a predicted model, not a curated record. The transcript has 3 exons. The coding region runs from base 153 to 521 and encodes 122 amino acids. Lineage: Eukaryota; Metazoa; Chordata; Actinopteri; Centrarchiformes; Centrarchidae. Gene Ontology annotation, cellular component: mitochondrion.
UUCCGGCGUGAGGCGGAAGUAGAAGCAGGGGACUUGUGGAGGUGACCGAAUGGCAGACGGCAGAUUCGGUUUGGAAAUAUUAGAUUAGCGCGCAUUAGAAGCAACCAGAAUAUAUUCAUUUUAGCUAAAAGUGCGUGAACAUCGUCGGUGCCAUGGGAGCUCACCUGGUCAGACGGUAUGUGACCGAGACUGACACCGAGCCGGACCCAGCUAGGAAAAAUGAAUUCGACCCCCAGUUUGGAUUUCCAGAGAGGAAGGAGAGAGAGAUGGUAGCAAGCCAGGAGCAGAUGAACUUGGCCCAGCUGCCUUUGGAGCAGAGGGACUAUUGUGCCCAGUACCUCCUGAAACUCAUGAAAUGCAAGAGAGACAACUGGCCCAACUUCCUGGCGUGCAAGCAUGAGAGACACGACUGGGACUACUGCGAACACCAGGACUAUGUGAUGCGUAUGAAAGAGUAUGAGAGAGAGAGGAGGCUCCAGCUGAGGAAGAAGAGAAUCGAAGCUCAGGCUGAGGCUGCAUGAUCAGCCUCUGAUACCAUUUCUCUGUAUAUAUGUGCUGUGGUUCACAAUAAACAAUAUUGUUUAAGCUCUA